AUGCUUAUCGGCUUAUGUGGAGGAAUAUGUGCGGGCAAGCAUGCAAUUGCCGAGUACUUGAUCCAAAAACAAGGGUUUCAGCUCUUGGAGCUAGCUAAUCAACCUCGUCACCGCUUCACCGACGAGCCGGAUGAUGAUUUGCGGCUCCAGGCGUCGGAAAUCAAGAAGAAUGGAGAACACCGAGCAGAAUUUGUGUUUGACAGCGUCGAUUCUCUCGUGGAAUUCGUAACCAAAAGGUGGCAGGAGCGCUGGGUGACUACAGACAUCACAGACGGCCUAACACUGGACCGCUUUCUCCUGCGGCCCUUUUUCCUCCUCGUGAGUGUGGAUGCUCCGGUUAGUCUUCGCUGGAAACGAUUCUCCGACAGAUGCUGGCGAAGACAACUGGACCCGCCUGAUCUCGAGAAAUUUGUCCUGUGGAACGAUCGUCACCUUUACCAAAAGGACAUUGGGCGUGUCUACCUCACAGAUCGGGCCCAGUUGCGCCUAUUCAACUCAUCUUCGUCUCUGGAUGAGCUUCACCAAUCACUCCAAACGCUGAAUUUGGCAGAUGAGCAACGACUGCGACCAAACUGGGACCAAUAUUUCAUGCAAUUAGCAUCUCUUGCGGCACAGAGAAGCAAUUGUAUGAAACGACGAGUAGGUUGCGUUGUUGUUCGAGAGCGACGGGUCAUUAGCACGGGCUAUAACGGGACUCCUCGGCAUCUCCCUAAUUGCAAUGAAGGUGGAUGCCCCCGGUGCAAUCGCGGUGAUGGCGGUGGAGUUGGGCUAUCUGCCUGUCUAUGCCUUCAUGCCGAAGAAAAUGCGCUGCUAGAAGCUGGCCGAGAGCGUAUUCGAGAGGGGGCAAUUCUCUACUGUGACACCUGCCCGUGCUUGACUUGUACCGUCAAAAUUACCCAGGUCGGUAUUUCAGAAGUUGUCUACUCACAGAGUUACAAUAUGGACAGAGACAGUGCUGCCAUUCUUAAGGCUGCAGGUGUACGCCUAAGACAGUUUAGCCCGCCGUCUAAUGGGCUUAUAUAUUUGCAAGGAUCGAGCGAGCCAGUGACCUCUUCAUGA
This is a messenger RNA of Penicillium odoratum, 1059 nucleotides long. Its product is annotated as deoxycytidine monophosphate deaminase. The transcript has 7 exons. Gene Ontology annotation, molecular function: hydrolase activity; zinc ion binding. NCBI's taxonomy places the organism in Eukaryota, Fungi, Ascomycota, Eurotiomycetes, Eurotiales, Aspergillaceae. The record is from RefSeq and is a predicted model, not a curated record. Bases 1 to 1059 code for a protein of 352 amino acids.